Molecule: messenger RNA, 843 nt
Organism: Neltuma alba
Lineage: Eukaryota; Viridiplantae; Streptophyta; Magnoliopsida; Fabales; Fabaceae
Product: translationally-controlled tumor protein homolog
Exons: 5
Coding region: 107-610 (167 amino acids)
Cellular component (GO): cytoplasm
Molecular function (GO): calcium ion binding
Source: RefSeq, a predicted model, not a curated record
UAUCUCUUAGCAAACCCUCCUAGCUCCCUCGUCGCUCCCUGUUUCUCAGUUUCUCUUACUCAUACUUUCAAACUGUUCGGAGCUAUCCAAGAGUAACUCAGCGAAGAUGUUGGUUUACCAGGACCUCCUCACUGGCGAUGAGCUUCUCUCGGACUCCUUCCCAUACAAGGAAAUUGAGAAUGGAAUGUUGUGGGAAGUUGAUGGAAAGUGGGUCGUUAAAGGAGCAGUUGAUGUAGACAUUGGCGCAAACCCUUCAGCUGAAGGUGGAGAAGAUGAGGGUGUUGAUGACCAAGCUGUUAAGGUUGUUGAUAUUGUUGACACGUUUAGACUUCAGGAGCAACCUGCUUUUGACAAGAAGCAAUUCCUUGUCUUCAUGAAGAGGUACAUCAAGUUGUUGACACCAAAACUCGAGGGAGAGAAGCAAGAGCUGUUUAAAAAACAUAUCGAGGGAGCAACCAAAUUCCUGCUCUCCAAGCUCAGUGACCUUCAGUUCUUUGUUGGGGAGAGCAUGCAUGAUGAUGGUAGCUUGGUCUUCGCCUACUACAAGGAUGGUGCUACUGACCCAACGUUUCUUUACUUUGCUUAUGCCUUGAAGGAGGUGAAGUGCUAAGCGUCAUGCUAUCUAUAAAGCUGGAAGUUCUAGCUGUAGUUCUAGCCUUUAUCUUUUUUGUCCCCUUUCUGGUUUUGGUUUCACAUUCUGCAUUAAGUGAUUUGAGACUAUGGGCUUUGCUGUUGUGGUGUUACUAUGAUUGAGCUAUCUACAGUUAUAUAUGCUAGGGAGUUUUUGAUUAUUGAUAGGCGUCCGUCAAAUGAUUAAUAAUAUUAUCUUGGCUUCUUCUUGUU